UAUCAUUCGCUCAACAGCAGCUUAUUCACAACAUCAAACAAAAUGUUCAAACUUUUCUUCCUCGCUUGCAUGAUGGCCGUCGCCAUCGCUGACCCCAAGCCUGGUGUGCUGUACAGCGCUGCAUACACAGCGCCGGUCGCUGCGGCGUACACCGCUCCCGUGGUGUCGGCCGCCUACACCGCGCCCCUCGCCUACUCCGCGUACUCCGCACCCCUCGCCGCGUACUCCGCCUACCCCUACGCCUCACCCUAUGCAGCUUACUACCUGCGCAAGUGAAAAGUUCCAAUCCACGAAACAAGCAAUGAAAUAAAUUAGAUUUUGA
Molecule: messenger RNA, 322 nt
Organism: Spodoptera litura
Lineage: Eukaryota; Metazoa; Arthropoda; Insecta; Lepidoptera; Noctuidae
Source: RefSeq, a predicted model, not a curated record